This is a messenger RNA of Harmonia axyridis, 2741 nucleotides long. RefSeq names its product E3 ubiquitin-protein ligase MYLIP (gene dnr1). Bases 292 to 1605 code for a protein of 437 amino acids. NCBI's taxonomy places the organism in Eukaryota, Metazoa, Arthropoda, Insecta, Coleoptera, Coccinellidae. Gene Ontology annotation, molecular function: ubiquitin-protein transferase activity. The transcript is spliced from 4 exons. Gene Ontology annotation, biological process: ubiquitin-dependent protein catabolic process. The record is from RefSeq and is a predicted model, not a curated record. Gene Ontology annotation, cellular component: cytoskeleton.
GGUGAAAUUGCACACUCGAUAACCGCGUGUUCGCUACACCUCCGCACAAGGAAUCGACGUAUGUCGUAUUCGAGUUCUUUACCAAAACAAAGUAUUGUCAAACAAGCUCCGCUCACUAUUUCCAUGCGGACUCUCGUGUAGUGUGGAUGUAAGAUGUUUGAAGACUUUAGCCAGAAUACCGAUCAGUGUAAAAAACAUAACAAAAUAUUACGAUUUUAUCAAAUGAUUAGUGAAUUUUGGUAGUAUACCAAUAGACCUUUUGAACGAGUGGAAAAAAGUUUCUACGACAAAAUGUGGUGUUUGAUCAGUCAACCAAAUUCUGUUGUUUUUGAAGUAAGAGUUGAUCCAAAGGCUAUUGGACAAGAAUGCCUCGAAAAGGCCUGCGAGUAUCUGGGAAUCACCCAUGAGGCUGAUUACUUCGGACUGAAGUACGAGAACAGCCGUGGCGAAGAGCUCUGGCUCAAUCUGAGGAACCCAAUCGACCGACAAGUCAACUGUCACGCCGUUCCUUUAAGAUUCUCGCUGCGUGUCAAGUUCUGGAUACCACCCCAUCUCCUGUUGCAGGAUACUACAAAGCACCAAUUCUACCUGAAUGCUAAGCAUGAUCUCCUGGAUAAAUCAUUACUGGUGGACAAUUGGGAAACAGUUAGCUAUUUAAUAGCUCUCAUAGCUCAAGCAGAAGAAAUCGACUAUGAUCCCAUACAUCCUCCUCACACAGUCUAUCUGCAGACUUCGACAAUAUCUGCUGUAGAUUGUUUGGAAAAACCUCAAGAUCUCCUCCAUAAAAUAAUCGAAGAACAUAAACGUCUUAAAGGGGGUAAACGAUCUACAGCUGAGUAUUGGUUGUUGAAGGCAGUAUCUGAGCAAGAAACCUUUGGAGAGGAGAGAUUCCAUGCAGUGACCAAGCAGCAUCCCCAUGAAUCCCUCUCGGUUGGGGUAGGACCACAUGGCAUUUCGAUAUCAUCAGAAAACAAAGAAAAGCAACUGAUAACUUUCAGUAGUGUCAUAUCAGCCUCAUCACAAAAGAGAAACUUCAGAUUCGGCUACCUUCUCGAAGACGGAAGUACCACAGAAUUGGAAGUGAAACUGGAUUCCAGUCAUUUAGCUAGUGGAUUAUAUAGAGCUCUGACUGAGAAACAUGCAUUUUAUAGUUGUGAAACUGUCACAAGCGCCGUUAUGGCUCAAUGCAUUAGGGAUCUCAAAGGAAUCAUUGUAUCGAUUUUCAAUGAAGAUUCUAAUCAAGGCAAAAAAUAUGUCUUUGAUAUCAGAAGGACUUGCAGAGAAGUGUACGACGGGGCUAGACGUGCCAUUUACCAAGAGAAUAAUUUGCAAUCUACAGAACAGUCCAAUACCAAGUGCCAAGAUCAUGAAGAUAACUGCAAAGACUCUCAAGAAAAAUACCUUCGGCUUUUGGACAGCAUGUUGUGCAAAAUAUGCAUGGAUAGCCAAAUUGAUACUGCUUUCUUGCCUUGUGGACAUGUCCUGGCGUGCAAUCAUUGUGCCCUUAGAUGUGAUAAAUGCCCAAUCUGUAGAACCGAUAUCAAACAAUCUCAAAAACUCUUCUUACCUGUAGAGUUUAGGACGACAGAGAGAAUAGAAUGUUGAUUAGAUGAAAUCUUGAAAUACCCAAAAAUUAUUUUUCUAUCCCUUCACCCUAGUAUCGAGAAGAAAUAUAGACAUAGAACUAAUUGAAUGUCCCCCGAAUUAGCAUAGAAGUUUUGAUAUUUUGUAAAAUUUGGAUCUCGAAGUUUCUCAAUUUUAUAGAAUUUUAUUUAAUUUUGUGGCCAGUACUAAUAAAUGAGCAGUACUGAUUUGAAAUAGGAACAUUUUUUAGAAUAUCCUUACAAUUAGUUUGCAUUUUUAAAUAAUAUUAAUAUUCAAAUCAAUUCUGCUCUUCAAAUGUUUUGAAAAAUGGUCUAAAAAUCUGUUCCGAUUGUAUUUUCUUGUUUAGUUUGUUUAUCACAUUGUGCAUUUUCAUUCAUAUUCGGACUGAUUCUGAAUUUAUAAUUAUAAUUUAGUUUAUAUAUUUUUGAAUUCUGUGAUUUUUGAAGGUGCUGAAGAAAAUACCAAAUUUUCACCAAAAUGUACCUUACUAUAAAAUUCAAUUAAUUUAUUUGAAAUGUUUACUCAGUGGGAUGAAUGUUUCCCUCAUUUAAUUUUGUAGUUUCAAAUAUAAAUCCAUAAGAUGAAUUAUGGAAUACAGUAAGUGUUGUCUGAAAAAUAUUCAUAGAAAAAAAUUUCACUAUUAGAAUUACGAAGUUCUAAUCAAGUAAUAAGGGGAAACCCCUACUGAGAAAGCAUUUUUUGAAAUGAUUUACUUUAUGUGAUUCUUCUUGGAAUACAAACUCAUAUUGAGAAUAAUUUUAUUUAUUUACUAUGUAAAUUUAGUUAAAAGUACUGAAUAACGUUUCAUAAGUGUCGACAAUAGAAUGCAAGUUAAUAUGGAAACAAUAAAUAUUAAUGUAGUCAUUAUCAAUGCAAAUAUUGUAGUUAAUAAGAUCAUAUCUGUAUAUAUGAGUUUUUCAUUCAAUCCCAAGUGAUUGAUGUUAGAAUUUAUUGUAGGACUCAAGAGUGAUAAGAACUUUAUUUUGUGAUAAUUAUAGGAGUUAACUGUUCAUACAUAUAUCUGACUAAACCGUGGUAAAUUUUCUAUUGUUAGCAGACUAACAUUGAGUAUUUUAUGAGUAUUAUAAAUAUACCUGCUUAAACCUCUUCAAAAUAUAACCGAUAUUCCAUGAAAA